Rhipicephalus sanguineus (brown dog tick) is the source of this 1271-nucleotide messenger RNA. Its product is annotated as lysosomal aspartic protease. Lineage: Eukaryota; Metazoa; Arthropoda; Arachnida; Ixodida; Ixodidae. Gene Ontology annotation, biological process: cell death; proteolysis. Gene Ontology annotation, molecular function: aspartic-type endopeptidase activity. The transcript is spliced from 7 exons. Bases 35 to 1156 code for a protein of 373 amino acids. Gene Ontology annotation, cellular component: lysosome. The record is from RefSeq and is a predicted model, not a curated record.
AGUUUGGCAGGUCGCCCCAAAACAGGUCACCACCAUGGAACUCCGGGCCACGCUUCUCCUAGUUUUCACUUUGAUCGUUGGUUCGAGUGGACAGUUUGGCAUCCAACUGGAAUGGCACAACCCAAACGUAACCGACAUUCUCGGACGUGCUCCUGGCGAUCCCGUCUCGAUAAUACUGACCAACUACAACAAUAUGCAGUACUACGGAGUCCUGACAAUUGGCACCCCACCACAGUCUUUCAAGCUUCUCAUGGACACCGGCUCCAGUAACUUCUGGGUACCGUCGGUUAAUUGCGAUCAGAGUAUGGCCUGCCGUGACCACGCAAAGUACGACAGCAGCAAGUCCAGCACGUACACCAAAAACGGACGCUACAUCCGGAUCCGCUACAGCGGCGGCGUGGUGCGAGGUGUCACGAGCAUCGACAACGUGGGUGUCGGAACUGCUACCGUGACGCAGUACAAGUUUGCCGAGAUGGAUCACUCGGACGGCAAACUGUUCAGGAACGCCAAGUACGACGGCAUCUUCGGCCUGGCAUACCCAAGCAUUUCUCAGAACGCGCAGCUCCCACUGUUCGACGCCAUGGUGAAGCAGGGCGUCGUGCGUGAGGCCGUGUUCUCGCUCUACCUGAGCAAGCAGCCCAGCGAGCAAAACGGCGGAGAGAUCUAUUUCGGAGGCAUUAACGCCCAGCGCUACACGGGUGCCGUUCAUUACGUCGCCGUCAGCCAGGCCGGUCACUGGCAGGUCGUCAUGGACAACAUCGACGUCAAAGGUACAAAGCUCUGCGUCGGUGGAUGCCCUACAGUGGUCGAUUCCGGUACAUCCUUCCUCAGCGGACCCAGCGCUGAUGUGGAAACUCUUCACAGGGUCAUCGGUGCUACGAAAACAGCUGCUGGAUACUAUGAAGUCGACUGCAACAGCAUCUCCAGCUUGCCACCAAUCACCUUCAAUCUGAACGGCAAAUCCUUCCCACUCCAAGGAGAAGCCUACACGAUCAGGAUUCCGCUCACAACCGGCGGUGUUCAGUGCUUCACGCGCAUCUCCGAGUCGGACGCAUCCGGUACCAACCUCUGGAUCUUGGGCGCCGUCUUCACGCAGACCUAUUACACAGUGUUCGACAGGAGCCAGAACCGUGUCGGAUUUGCCACUGCGGUCUAGAAGGUGGUCUUCGCCGCCAGCAUGGAAGGAUGCGACAUUCGUACGGCCGUCCGAAAUGAUGGCUCUUCCCUUUGAUUGUGAACUGAAUAAAGCGUGCUUACUAUUUCAACGGGCG